This is a messenger RNA of Morchella sextelata, 944 nucleotides long. RefSeq lists its product as uncharacterized. Lineage: Eukaryota; Fungi; Ascomycota; Pezizomycetes; Pezizales; Morchellaceae. The transcript has a single exon. The record is from RefSeq and is a predicted model, not a curated record. The annotation marks the transcript as partial.
CGCCACAGGCAGCUCCUCAGGCCCCCCCACCCGCACCCCCCCAACAAGCCCCACCUCAUGGAUGGAAGGGAGGCACCUGGGCCGCCGUGGCCUCGGCACCCGGUCCUGCCCAAGGAAACUUCCAGGUCAUCGAGAGGAAAAAGAAGUCCGCAAAGCCAAAAGCGGACCCCCUCUUCAAACCAGAGUACACCAAAAUCAACAGGGAGAUCAUUGUUGAAACUACUGCCCCAUCCGACGUUAACCCCUCCGAGAUCAGGACCCUUGUCAAUGCAAGAAUCCAAGACGAGUCCUGCCAUUUCAUCUCGGCAAGAAGAACACCCAAGGACAACUUCAUCCUGGAAACAAAAUUCGUUACCCCUGCAACAAAGGCAAUGGAAUAUGCCAAAGAAAUUGAGGAGGCUCUCCUCACCCUACAGGUACCGGUCGCUGUCAUCCGCGCAAACUCUAAAUGGUCAAAGUUUCUCCUCCAUGGAAUCCCCACAACGGUCGGGGAGGGCAUUGAGGCGGGACAAUUAGUAGCAUCAGAAAUCAGAAGCAAUUAUGGGGAGAACUUCCAACUUGCCCAGGUUCCCCGCUGGAUAUCCAGGGCAGAAACUCGAAUGGAGAAAACCCACUCAUCAAUGGUCAUCGCGCUGCCAGGACAAAUUACAAUAGAAACACUAGGAGUUAAAUUCCUAUCUCUCUUCAACCGAAGCUGCCAUAUCGAGGCCUUCCUCCCAACCUUCCCGGAUACCCAGUGUGCGAAGUGCCUCGAAUACGGCCACCGCCAGGAGAAAUGUAAGAACAAUGGGAAAUGCGGCCACUGCGCCGGAGAUCACCUCACCAGUUUCCACCCAUGCAAUCAAUGCCAGGGAGGAUAUAGAUGUACCCACACCCCAAUCAGAUGUCUGAACUGCAAAGGAAUCCAUAAGGCCUCCGAGCCGGCAUGCCCUGAAAGAGUCUAA